This is a messenger RNA of Closterium sp. Yama58-4, 2055 nucleotides long. Lineage: Eukaryota; Viridiplantae; Streptophyta; Zygnematophyceae; Desmidiales; Closteriaceae. The record is from the annotation of a GenBank genome assembly.
AUGAAAUUCGGCAAAGAGUUCGCGAGCUAUCAAAUCCGGCUGCAAGAGUCGACAGACCUUCCCGCGCUAUUCCCGCAGGUGGACUACCGCGCGCUCAAGAAAAUUCUCCGCCGCUGCAUCUCCUCCCACGCGCUGCGCACCGAGCUGCGCGCGCAGGCGGUGCACUCGCAGGCGGAGCUCCACGCGGAAGAGGCGGAGUUGCGCGCGCAGGAGGAGACGCACGCGGCGGAGGCGGAGUCGCACGCGGACGGGACCGCGGAAGCGGCACAGGCGGAGGCGGAUGCAGGGAGGGGAGCGGCGGACGCGGGGCGGGAAGAGGCGGAUGCGGCGGAGCUCAAGCCGCGUUCCGCGGCGGGCUGCGCAGUAACGUCAUGCACCCGCGGGGAACUUCCUGCGCGAACAGAGGCAGCAACAGCGGCCCCGCGAGUGGCGGGGCAAGAAGCGCCGGACCUCAAGCAUUCCGCAGAGAACUGCGCAGUAACAUUUUGCGCCCGCGGGGAACUUUCCGCACCAGCAGCGACCCUUGUAGCGGCGGCUGCAGCGGCGGAAAACGCGCCGACAGCAGCGCCCCUAGUAGUUCUACCAGCGGCGGCGGCGGCGAAAGACGCGCCGCCAGCAGUGGCGGACGCCGGCGCCAGUGGCUGCGCGCAGUGCGACGCGGAGUUUUUCGGGUUACUGGAAGCGGAAUUGAUGAGUAUCGAGAGGAGCUUUAAUUCCACUGCCACGCGGCUGCUGAGCUGUCACAACGCGAGAGGUCUCCGGCUCAUGUGCCACGUGCUCUCGCCACGUCAGCUCUUCUCUGCGGGUGGACACAGUGGCAGGAGUCCGCGCUGGCAUUCGCACAAGCCAGCGGCCCUCCUCCGCGCAGCGACCAGCCUGCUGGAGCACCUCGCUAUAAGCUUCCUCGCUACGCAUAAAAUCCUCAAGAAAUACAUCAAAGUACACCGCAGGUCGAGCCUGGGCGUAUGUGACGCGCGUGAGGCGGCGCUCGCUGCCCCUGAAUCGUGGGAGUCUGUGAUUCGCUUGAGGCGCCUCCAGGGGCGAAUCGUACGGUCACCGUUGCUCAUCGAAGUGACUGCAAUGGCUGCCAAUCUAGAGCUCAAGAUGAGUGGUGGGAGGAGAGGGGGGCAAGGAGGAGGACGGCGAGGAGAGAGAGGAGGAUUGGGAGGAGGAGAAAAAGGGGAUUUGGUAGGAGGGAAGAAGGGAAGAUUAGGUACCGAGAAGAGUAGAAGCAAGAAAAGCGGAACGCAGGGGAGUGGCGAUGCAGCGUCGGUGUGUCCUCUCCUCGGUUCAGAGCUGCUGCUGAAAGCGGAGUUCAGAGCGAGAGUGGACGUCACCUGCCCCGUGUGCCUGGAGGUCCCCUUUGACCCCGUGUCCCUCGCCUGCACGCACAUCUUCUGCCGCGGCUGUGCUUGCUCCGUGGCCCAUGUGCCGGUGUUUUUCGGCCUCGACUCCGCAUCGCCCCACAUCACGUGCCCGCUGUGCCGCCAGCAGGGGGUGUUUCGACAACCCCGGUCUCUAAGGGAACUGCACAGGCUCAUCAUGGCACGGCAGCCAGAGCAGUGGAAGGCAAGGAGAGACGAGGAGCAGAAGAGGAGGCUUGAGGAGGAAAGGCGGUACUGGGAUGGUCAAAUGCGCAUCGCUAUGCAUAUGAGCUUCGCCUCUCUGCAAACAAGGCGAACUCCCGCGAGAGCCGCAUAUGCUAAUCCGCACGGCGGACGGACUCCUGGUGCACCAUCCCCGCUCACUCAGUAUUCGGCAAGGAUCGAGCAAUUGCAUUCGACGGCAACGAAGGCAGUUGAAAGCGCGGCCACUACCGCUUUCAACUCUGCUCCCACGUCGUCUGUCGCUGCUUCCUCCCCGUCGUUGAGUCCCUUCCGCCAAAAAAUAAACGAAUGGUGGGCAGAUCAUCUUGUCAGCAAGGCCAAUUUCGUGGAAGCUGCUGCUCCCUGCCUGCCUUCAGAUGACGAAGAGGAGUUCGUCAUUUUGAAGCCGCCUGUCGAGGUGGAUUCUAAGUUCCAGCUUCCGCAAAAGGGCCCUGAGGUUAAUUAUUGA